This is a messenger RNA of Gongylonema pulchrum, 705 nucleotides long. NCBI's taxonomy places the organism in Eukaryota, Metazoa, Nematoda, Chromadorea, Rhabditida, Gongylonematidae. The record is from the annotation of a GenBank genome assembly.
AUGGCAAAAGAUGGCAGCGGUGAUGGAGUGCAAAAUAAAAGCGAUGACUCAUCGGUUACCAGCGUUUCAGAUUCAGCAAAAUUGAUCGCACCAAGAUCUCAUCGUCCAAAAUCAAUCAUAACGGAGUUUUCUAAUGAUAUGGCUGAAGAUAAGGUGAAUUUCGAUUCGCCCCCAAUGCCGUCUGCAUUAAAACAUGUAUCGAAAUACCGUCCGAGGCCGAUGAGGAACUACAACAAGAGAACUAAGCCCCAGGCAGUUCUGGUGGAAGUGCAACGAAGUCACAGUGGAAGCGAAAAUGGCGACAACUCAGUAGUUUACGACACGGCCGCAAACGAAUUAUCGCCAUGUUCACCGGGGGAAUCGGAGGCCGACGGCAACUCCAGUAAUCGGUCAGUUACCGACGAACAGCAUUCUCGUUCACCUGUUGUGGCGCGUCGUAGUGCAAUGUUACCUCCGCAGGAAAACACCGUGCAGCCGUCUGCACCACCUUUACCAACUACAGCGCCUCCGAUUGUGCCUCGACGAGGCAGAGACGGUGCUCCGAUCAUACCUCCAACUUUGCCGCCAAAGCCUGAUCAGAUUGUGACGGCUCGCCCGGUGAGCUGUACCGUUGAUGGCGAAAACGGAUCGUCUGGCCGUAAAUCAGUUGCAGAUAUGGCGCGCCUCUUCUCAUCCACUGAUGCUCCGUUCAGUCGUCGAUCUUAA